UGACAACAUCUAAAAUGUUAAUUUCUAUGAAUCAAUUAUUUAAACACGGAAUGAUAACCAGAUGUUAACAAUAUCAGGGAGUUCCCUGAUUUCUAUGAAUUUUUAUGUAAUGAAGUCACUUCUUGAAUUUUUAAAAAUAAAAAUAAGAUAAAGUGUGAAAAAACUUAUUAGUAUAAAAAUUAUAUAUAUGUGUAUAUUUCAAUGACAUGAAAUUGUAUUUAUUAUAAUAAAUUAAAUAUUAUUAAUUUUACUUGUUAAAAUUGUUAUUUUGAUUAUGGAGAAUAAUGUGAAUGAAUUUAUACCAAGAACUUAUCAAAUUGAAUUGUUUGAAAUUGCAUGUAAACAAAAUGUUAUUAUUUAUUUACCAACAGGAGCUGGAAAAACGUUUAUUGCUGUAAUGCUCAUAAAAGAAUUAAGUGCAGAUAUAAGAAAAUCUUAUGAUAAAGGUGGUAAACAUACUGUAUUUAUAGUGAAUACAGUACCUUUAGUUAUGCAACAAAGUGAAUAUAUUACAAGAUUAACUGGUUUGUCUUGUGCAGCACUUAGUGGAGAUGUGGGAAUUGAUGUUUGGACAAAUGAGGAAUGGAAUGCACAAUUAAAAGAGCAUAAGGUUUUAGUAAUGACAUCACAAAUUUUAAUAGAUGCACUCUGCCAUGGAUAUAUAUUUCUGAAUAGAAUAAAUUUAAUUAUUUUUGAUGAAUGUCAUAGAGCAGUAAAUGAUCAUCCUAUGAGACAAAUAAUGCAAUACUUUAAAAAUUGCUCUAAGGAGGAUCAACCAAAAGUACUAGGACUUUCAGCAACAUUAUUAAAUUCUAAUGUAAAAUUAGAAAAAAUACAUUCAGUUAUUGAGUCUUUGGAAAUUACAUUUCAUGCAAAAGUAGUUACAGCAAUAACAUCUUUUUAUACAAAUCCAAAUGAAAAAAUUAUUGAAUUUGAUCAGUAUUUAAUAGACAAUGUUGGAAAUCAAAUAAAUAAUAUUAUUCAGGAGACAGUGAGAAUUUUAAGUUGUGUAAUUUUAAGAGAUAAUUUCAAAUAUAAUGAAUCAAGUGUAAUUUUUAGACCAAAAUCUAUAAAUAAAAAAUUGUUAUCUAUAUUAAAUAAUAUCAAAGAACAAUUUUCAAAUACAGGAAUUUAUGGUGCAAGUAAAUGUUUAUUACUUCAUUUAAUUCAAUUAGAAUGUUUAAAAAAGAAUAUAGAAGAUGUGGAAACUAUAAUUGUUAUGGAAUAUAUUAUAACAGAAAUUACUAAAUGUAGAAAAUUAUUAGAAAAUAAAAUGCAAAAUAAAACAGAAAUAGAAAAAAUUUACAAUUAUUCAUCUGAUCAAGUGCGAACACUUUUUAAAAUAUUAAAAGAUCAUUAUAAUAAUAAAAGUAAAGACCAACAAUUUUGUUGUAUUAUUUUUGUAAAACGACGAUUUACUGCAAAAUUAUUAUAUCAAAUAUUAAAGAAUAUAUCUAUGAAUAAUGAAGAAUAUAGAUUUUUACAUCCAGAAUUUCUUAUUGGUUUUUCAAAUGAUCCUUAUAGAAAUUGUAAAGAAACAUUAUGUAUAUCAAAAUGGAAUAAGGAAGCUUUACAUAGAUUCAAAAAUGGUUUGUCAAAUUGUAUUGUUGCAACAGAUAUUUUAGAUGAAGGUGUAAAUAUACCAAAAUGUUCAUUAAUCAUUAGAUAUGAUUUGCCAAUGGAUGUAAGAACAUAUAUUCAAAGUAAAGGAAGAGCACGUCAUGUACAUAGUCAAUAUAUAUUAUUAUUAGAUAAAGGAAAUCUACGGUUUAUAAACCGAUAUAAUGAAUUUAAAAAGAUAGAACAAUACUUACAAAAGCUUUUGCUAAAUAAAACUAGUGAACGUAAUGUUCCAACUGAAAAUAAAAUACAAAAUGAAUUAUAUCAACACAAAAUACAGCCAUAUGUUGUUAUUAGUAAUGAAGGACAAAAAUGUUGUAUAACUGAGCAAACAGCAAUUCAUUUAAUAAAUAAAUAUUGCAUGUCCUUAAUGAAAUCAAAAUUUGCAUGUUUAUCACCUAUUUGGAUUUUAUAUAAAAUUUUAAAUAAUAAUUGCAUACAAUAUAGGGUUUCUCUUAAAUUACCAAUUGCAUCUCCAUUAAAAGUUGUCAUUUUUGGUGAUUUUAUGCCUUCUAUUAAUAGCGCAAAAAGAUCUGCUGCUAUGAAAAUGUGUAUAGAAUUACAUAAAAUUGGCGAAUUAACUGAUAAAUUACAACCAAUUACAGAAAAUUUAUUACUUCUAGAAAAUCUAAAUUAUUUAUUUCCAAAUUGGGUUGAUGAAAAUGAUUCAGAAAAAACUAUUUUAUUUGGAACAUAUCAUAAAAAACGACAUCAUCAUUUACAAUUUCCAUCAGCUCUAUAUAGUGCAUUUCCUCUUCCACAAAAUACAGUUUAUCUUCAUAUUCUUCAUGCUACACCUAAAUAUCCUAUAUUACAUGAUGAUAAUCGAUAUUUAGUAUUUUAUAAUUUAUUAUGUAAUAGUGCAGGUUUUGGUAUACUUUCUGCAAAACAAAUGCCACAGAUACCAUCUUUUCCAAUUUUUAUGAAUGUUGGUGAAUUAAAUGUCGAUGUUAAAGUAAAUCAUGUAACAAUGAUUUUAUCUGAAGAAGAAGUUAGAUUCAUAAAAGUUUUUCAUACUUUGAUAUUUAGUGAAAUUAUACCAGUUAUAAAAUCAUUUAUGGUAUUUGAUAAUUCUAAUUUUGAUAACUGUUUUUUAAUUACACCAAUUGAUGAAAAAUGGAACAUAAACUGGCAAGUUAUAAAACAUUAUAAAUGUAUUGAAUAUAUAUCACCAGUAGUUCCAUUUGAUUUUAAAUCCACUGAUUAUGAACUAACAUUAGUUAAACCUAAUUAUAGAGCUGCAGAAACAUAUAUUGUUACCCAUGUUUGUGAUGAUAUAACACCAAAUUCAUGUUUUCCAACUGAUAAUUUUUUAUCAUAUGCUCAUUAUUAUAAAGAGAAACAUGGUUUAACAAUAAACAAUUUAAGACAACCAAUGUUAGAAGUAAAAGCAAUAUCAAGAAAAAUAAAUUAUAUAUUGCCUAGACAUAUGCAGAGUGAAUCAAAGAACCGAAGAUAUGUAGAUUUGCCUAAAAAUAUGAAAGAACAUUUAGUCCCAGAGUUAUGUACUAAAAUUAAUUUUCCAGCUUUAUAUUGGCUCAAAGCAACAAUUUUACCAUCUAUUUUGCACAGAAUUUCACAGCUUCUAGUUGCAGAAGAUUUAAGAUAUACUAUUGCUAAAGAAACUAAUUUAGGAUUAUUAUCAAAUAAUAAAUGCGUUCCAUUAAUAAUAACUGAUGAAGAAGAAAAAGAAGAAUCAUUUGAAAUGUCCGAAAAUGUUACAGAAGAUAUUGAUGUUUUGGAAUCAGAACCAGUUUUAAAUGGACCAGAAAUAGAUGUAUUAAAUACAGAAAUCUAUCAAUAUCCAUGGUCAAAAUAUCAAGAACCACCAAAUUUGUUCAGAAACCUUGAAGAUCUUCAAUUAAUUCAAAUUGAACAUUAUUAUCAAUUUAUGAGUGAAACAUUUAAUUCAAAUAACAACAUAAUGAAAAGAAAUAAAACUAAUUUCUUAAAUAAAUCAUCAAUACCAGUACCUCCUUUACAAAUCUUGAUGUUAAAAAAUUCAUGUGGUCCAGAUCCUGUUCAAAUUAUGUAUGCGUUAACUACUAAAUUAGGAAAUGAUGCAUUUAAUUUAGAACGUUUAGAAACUUUAGGAGAUUCAUAUUUAAAAUUUAUUAUAUCAUUAUUUUUAUAUAAUCAAUUUCCAAAAUAUGGUGAAGGUUCUUUAACUACGAUAAAAGGAAAAAUAAUUGGGAAUCGUAAUCUCUAUUAUUGUGGAAUUAAAAAAAAUAUUCCAGGACGUAUGAAAGUUGAUAGUUUUAUACCUUUAAGCAAUUUCAUUGCUCCAGCUUAUACAGUAUUUAGACAACUUCAAGAUGCAUUAUUAGAAGCAGAGGUAUCAUCAACUGUUUUAUAUGAAAUCCAAAUACCUCAACAAGAACAAUUUAGUGGACUUAUAAGUGAAACUACGAAAAAUAUAAUACAACAAAAAAUAUUAAAUUGGGAAUUAGCAGAAUUACAAACUGGUAUGGAACAUUAUCUUGGAAUACAAACUGUUUCUGAUAAAGCAGUAGCUGAUUGUGUGGAAGCAUUGAUUGGUGUAUAUCUUAGAAAUAUGGGUAUCAAAGAUACUUUAACAUUAUUAAAAUGGUUUCAAAUUUUACCAAAUGAAAUUGACUCAAAUACAUUAUUAUUUGGUACUUCUGAAAAUCCAAUAAUUUCCAAUAAAGGAGACAUAAAUUCUUAUAUGCCCUGGGCUUCUGAAAUAGAAACAAAACUUGGAUACAAAUUUAAAAAUAGAGGAUAUUUAUUACAGGCCUUUACACAUCCUUCAUAUUCAGCAAAUAAUAUGACUGAAUGUUAUCAACGAUUAGAAUUUCUUGGUGAUGCAAUACUUGAUUUUUUAAUUACAAGUUAUAUUUAUGAAAAUUGCGGAAAUUUAAAUCCUGGUUCUUUAACAGAUUUAAGAUCUGCUCUUGUGAAUAAUAUUACUUUUGCAUGCUUAACAGUUCGACAUGGAUUACAUAUUGCAUUAUUAUGUUAUUCUCCAAAAUUAAAUGAUAUUAUAGAGAGAUUUGUGAAGUUUCAAGAAGAAAGAAAUUAUAUUGUAAAUGAUGAGCUUUUAUGGAUUUUAUUAGAAGAAAGUGAAUGUAAUAUAGCUGAACAUGUAGAUGUUCCAAAAGUCUUAGGAGAUAUAUUUGAGUCCAUAAUAGGUGCAAUAUACUUAGAUAGUAAUAAAAAUCUUAUGGUUGUAUGGGAAAUAAUAUACUCCAUCAUGCAUAAAGAAAUUGAUGAAUUUAGCAAAAAUAUUCCGAAACAGCCAAUUCGUAUAUUAUAUGAAACUCAAGGUGCACAUCCACAAUUUCUAAAAACAACUAUUGUUGAAAAUACAAAUACUAUUAUGAUACCUUUAAAAGUAACUAUUGAAGGGAAAACAAAACUUUUUCAUGGAUUUGGUACAAAUAAAAAACAAGCAAAAUGUGCUGCGGCAAAACAAGCAUUAAAAAGUUUGUUGUAUAAAAGAUAGAUAAAAAUAGUAAAAAAUGCUAAAA
Molecule: messenger RNA, 5111 nt
Organism: Apis dorsata (giant honeybee)
Lineage: Eukaryota; Metazoa; Arthropoda; Insecta; Hymenoptera; Apidae
Gene: Dcr-2
Product: endoribonuclease Dicer
Exons: 26
Coding region: 275-5086 (1603 amino acids)
Biological process (GO): apoptotic DNA fragmentation; pre-miRNA processing; siRNA processing
Cellular component (GO): RISC complex; cytoplasm; nucleus
Molecular function (GO): deoxyribonuclease I activity; ATP binding; RNA binding
Source: RefSeq, a predicted model, not a curated record